CCACACAAAAAUAGUGAUACUGCGAAUAAAAAAUAAGAAAAACAUACAUUACCUAUUGAACAGUGACCGGAGUAGCUUUUCAAAGCUAAACACAAAGAAGAAAUAAAAAAAGUUGUUAAACAAUUGAACAAAAAAAAGGAAGAUUCAAGAACAUUGAUCUUUGUAUUCCUAUCUAUAGAAAAAUAUCUAAUUUAUAAAACGUAAAAUUAAUAAAAAUCUUUUAAGAAAAAUGUCAGCAGAAAAUGUUAAAUACUACAAACGCAGUGAAGUGGCCGAACACAACAGCAAGGAAAAUAAUUGGUUCGUAAUUCACAACAACGUGUAUGACGUGACCGCUUUUCUUAACGAGCACCCUGGUGGUGAGGAGGUCUUAAUGGAACAAGCCGGCAAAGACGCUACAGAAAAUUUCGAAGAUGUUGGUCACAGUUCCGAUGCCCGUGAAAUGAUGAAACAAUAUAAAAUUGGUGAAUUGGUGCCUGAAGAACGUACAAAUAUCCCCGAAAAGUCUGAACCCACCUGGAAUAGUGAUCAAAAAACCGAAGAAACCUCCAUGAAAUCCUGGUUGAUGCCCUUCAUUUUGGGUUUAAUUGCCACUUUGAUCUACAAAUAUUUCUUUGGCAGCAAAUCGCAAUAAUUUUAAACAAACACAAAAA
Molecule: messenger RNA, 653 nt
Organism: Lucilia sericata (common green bottle fly)
Lineage: Eukaryota; Metazoa; Arthropoda; Insecta; Diptera; Calliphoridae
Gene: Cyt-b5
Product: cytochrome b5
Exons: 2
Coding region: 230-634 (134 amino acids)
Cellular component (GO): intracellular membrane-bounded organelle; membrane
Molecular function (GO): heme binding
Source: RefSeq, a predicted model, not a curated record